GGAUCCGGAAAAACACAUUUUCUUGCAUUGUUUGUUACAUGGUAUCUGUCUACAUUUAAACCUCAGUCUACAGAAGACAAAAAUUUCAUGAUUGGAGUUACAGCAUUCACCAGAUCUGCAAUUGAUAACCUGUUGGAUCGUAUUGCUAAUGUGCAAAAAGAAGGAAAUAAAACGGGUGAUUUUACAAUAGUUCGAACGGUUAAAGAGUUUAAAAAUCCUAUCGAUGGCGUAAAUGAUUGCAAGGCUGAGACAUUGCCCAAGAAAAUCUCUGGUGGUAAACUUGGUAUUCCUGGUAAACCUAUUGUUGUAGGAGGUACAGUAUGGGACUGGUACAAGAUUCGCAAAGAAUGGAAAGGUGAACAAUGGACAG
Molecule: messenger RNA, 370 nt
Organism: Racocetra persica
Lineage: Eukaryota; Fungi; Glomeromycota; Glomeromycetes; Diversisporales; Gigasporaceae
Source: the annotation of a GenBank genome assembly